AUGCUGAGAUUAGCUGCCAAAAGUGGUAGCAAAAUGGGUAAUCAACAUCGACUCUUAGGUGUGCUAUACCGUAGUUUUUCAGUCAGAGUAAAUGGGGCAUCUCAAGCUGCGGAGCCUAUUGUGCUGAAGAACAAGAGUAAACCGCUACGUAUUGAAAGAGAACUACCGGACCCCACGAAGGACAAAAUGAAAAAUCGGGUACAAUUGGGUCUUUUUGUCGUGGCCAUCGGUGUGUCUUUAGCAUGCAUUUUCAACUACGAGAAAACGCAAUCCCCCAUUGUUUCCAAUUCGCUAUACCACAUGCGUAGAUCGCAGGCUAUAAGAGAUUUGUUGGGAGAUAGCAUCGACUUUGACGGUCUAGUGCCUUGGGUGUUUGGAGAUUUGAACCAGGUAGCCGGAAGGGUCAACAUCUCAUUCUACAUCAAAGGCUCUAAAAACGUUCAGGGAGUCGUAAAAUUGGUGGCAGAUAGAGAAAACAAGCACCAGGAGUUUUUGAUCCACGACUGGAGCGUGACGGUAGGUGAUAGGAAGAUCGAUCUUUUGAGCGAGGAGGGAACCAGAAGCCUGUAA
Molecule: messenger RNA, 570 nt
Organism: Lachancea sp. 'fantastica'
Lineage: Eukaryota; Fungi; Ascomycota; Saccharomycetes; Saccharomycetales; Saccharomycetaceae
Source: the annotation of a GenBank genome assembly